UGACUGAUACACGUAUUUCUAGUUCUUUCUUCAUCUAAGAUUUUGUGACUUCUCAAAGUCUGCAAGACAGAAGUGUUAAGGCCUUUUCAUUCCAGCCCAAAUCUGUCAUCUUGAACAUGGCAUUUCAAAAUACAACUGCUAGAGAAUUUUACUCUUCUUUCUGAGAAUCAAUGAUCCAGGGAAGAGAUGACAUGUACAGAACGAUAUUGAAUCCUGUAAUUCGUGGAGUAUACAAAAGCAUGAAUGAACAAUAGGGUUAGCAAUACCAGGAGUAUUUGAAAGAGGAACUUGUUUAUCAAAGUGAAUGUUGAUUGCUGUACUGCACAUGGUGGAGUGUUUUUGAGUAAAGACUCUUGGUACUUCUUUACGUAUCAGAGGCCUUACUUCCUCCAAAAAGUUUGACAGAGAAAAAUGAGGUAUAGAAAACACUUAUAUAUGGGCUAACUUUUGCUUUCACACUUUUAAUUCUCACAGUAGCCCUGUGAGAGGAGUAGAGGUACUGUGAAGCAGAGAUUUAGGGACCAGCCCCAGGUUACAAGGCCAGCAAGAGUGAAACUCAUGCUAAAGCUAGGCUUCCUUUUGCCAUUUAGUGGGUUUGCAGUAGCAUCAUCUACAUUAUCUCAGAGUCAGACUUUUGAUAGCUUAUAGCAUUGAGAAGUAUAAACACAUAGAACUCAAGUUCACCAUAUUUAUUUGGUUCCUUUUGUUAUUUGUAGGUAGCUGUGUUUUCCAGCUUCAUUUAAGAGAUAUUGUGAUGGGGUGUUGCCUGUUAGCCAAGACAAGGUGCUGGAGAAAUAAUAGAAGUUGAAAGUAGAUGUUAGUGUAAGGAGGUUCUGAAUAAAGAAUCUGCACCGACACUACCAGUUACCUUUUAUGAGAACUCUUGCAAAGGAAACUUAGGGCAGGUGGCUUACACAGAAAUUGGGAAGUCGGAGCACCAUAACAUGGUGUGGGAAGUGAAGACAAAUCAGAUGCCUAAUGCAGUACAGAAACUCCUGCUGGUAAUGGACAAGAGAGCUUCAGGAAUGAAUGACUCAUUGGAGUUGCUACAGUGUAAUGAAAAUUUGCCAUCCUCACCUGGAUACAACUCCUGUGAUGAGCACAUGGAGCUUGAUGACCUUCCCGAACUUCAGGCUGUUCAAAGUGAUCCUACCCAAUCUGCCAUAUACCAGCUAAGUUCAGAUGUUUCACAUCAAGAAUAUUCAAGACCAUCUUGGAACCAAAAUACCUCAGACAUAUCAGAAAAUACUUACCGUGAAAAUGAGGUGGACUGGCUAACAGAAUUAGCAAAUAUCGCCACCAGUCCACAGAGUCCACUUAUGCAGUGCUCAUUUUAUAACAGAUCAUCUCCUGUACACAUCAUAGCUACUAGCAAAAGUUUACAUUCCUAUGCACGCCCUCCACCAGUCUCGUCCUCUUCUAAGAGUGAGCCCGCCUUCCCUCAUCACUGGAAGGAGGAAGCACCAGUCAGACAUGAAAGGGCAAAUAGUGAGUCAGAAUCUGGCAUUUUCUGCAUGUCCUCCCUCUCAGAUGAUGAUGAUUUGGGGUGGUGCAAUUCCUGGCCUUCAACUGCUUGGCACUGUUUUUUGAAAGGCACGCGACUAUGCUUUCAUAAGGGAAGCAAUAAGGAAUGGCAGGAUGUUGAAGAUUUUGCUAGAUCUGAAGGCUGCGAUCAUGAGGAAGAUCUCCAGAUGGGCACUCAUAAGGGAUAUGGUUCUGAUGGUCUAAAGUUGUUAUCACAUGAAGAAAGUGUAUCAUUUGGCGAGUCUGUACUGAAGUUGACUUUUGAUCCUGGUACAGUAGAAGAUGGGUUACUUACUGUAGAGUGUAAGCUGGACCACCCUUUUUAUGUUAAAAAUAAAGGUUGGUCAUCAUUUUAUCCAAGCUUGACUGUGGUACAGCAUGGCAUUCCGUGUUGUGAAAUUCAUAUUGGUGAUGUAUGUCUACCUCCUGGACACCCCGAUGCCAUUAACUUUGAUGAUUCAGGUGUUUUUGAUACAUUUAAAAGCUACGACUUCACGCCUAUGGACUCUUCUGCAGUCUAUGUGCUCAGCAGUAUGGCUCGGCAGCGUCGUGCAUCUUUGUCUUGCGGAGGACCAGGAGGCCAAGACUUUGCAAGAUCUGGAUUCAGUAAAAACUGUGGCUCCCCUGGGUCAUCACAGCUCUCUUCCAAUUCUUUGUAUGCUAAAGCUGUCAAAAACCACAGCUCAGGGACUGUGAGUGCCACUUCUCCUAACAAGUGCAAAAGACCAAUGAAUGCCUUCAUGCUUUUUGCCAAAAAAUACAGAGUUGAAUAUACUCAGAUGUAUCCAGGGAAAGAUAACAGGUAAAAAAUAAUGAUCAUUGCAAUUAUGAUAAAUGAAAUAAUAUUACAG
Condylura cristata (star-nosed mole) is the source of this 2375-nucleotide messenger RNA. It is a transcript of the gene HBP1, whose product is annotated as HMG-box transcription factor 1. Gene Ontology annotation, cellular component: nucleus. The record is from RefSeq and is a predicted model, not a curated record. The transcript is spliced from 10 exons. Gene Ontology annotation, molecular function: DNA-binding transcription factor activity, RNA polymerase II-specific; RNA binding; RNA polymerase II cis-regulatory region sequence-specific DNA binding. Lineage: Eukaryota; Metazoa; Chordata; Mammalia; Eulipotyphla; Talpidae. Bases 945 to 2330 code for a protein of 461 amino acids. Gene Ontology annotation, biological process: regulation of transcription by RNA polymerase II.